UCACUUUGUCAGCGCCCGUCAGUCCGGUCUUCAGGCUGUCAGGCUGACUGGGGUUAUUGAUUGUAAAUUCAAUAAUCCUGUUUUAUUUUAUAUCUUUAGAUCUAAAUUAAAUAAUGUGCUACUUCUAAUUACAUCUAACACAUUGAAUAUAGUUUCACCAGUUAGGACAUAAAAAUCUUAAAAAUGGCAAAUAAGACUGAACCUAAGAAACCUGAACCAAAAUUUGAACUUCUACCAAAGAUUGUAAAUGGAGGCAUCGCCGGCAUCGUUGGUGUCUCUGUUGUAUUUCCUCUGGAUCUGGUCAAGACCCGAUUGCAGAAUCAGACCAUCGGACCAAAGGGAGAGAAGCAAUACAAGAGCAUGCUCGACUGUUUCAAGAAGACUUACGCGGCGGAAGGAUACUUUGGCAUGUACCGCGGCUCUGCUGUCAACAUCCUGCUGAUCACUCCGGAGAAGGCGAUCAAAUUGGCGGCCAAUGACUUCUUCCGGCACCAUCUCACGAUGCGUGAUGGGUCACUGCCAGCUAUCCGCCAGAUGUUGGCAGGUGGUCUUGCGGGCGCCUGCCAGAUCAUCAUCACUACGCCCAUGGAACUCCUCAAGAUCCAAAUGCAAGACGCGGGGAGAGUCGCGGCGCAAGCUAAAGCAGAGGGUAGAACCAUACCCCGCGUGACGGCCAUGGAGUUGACCAGGAAGCUCAUGAAGGAGCGCGGCAUAUUCGGGCUGUAUAAGGGCGUGACGGCGACCGCAGGCCGGGACGUGCCCUUCAGCGUGAUAUACUUCCCGAUGUUCGGCACGCUCAACAAUAUGGGGCCCAGGGAGCCAGGACAGGCGAACCCGCCAUUUUGGUGGUCGUUCAUGAGUGGAUGCCUCGCUGGUUCUACGGCUGCUCUCAUGGUGAACCCAUUAGAUGUGGUGAAAACUAGAAUGCAAACAUUAACCAAAGGCUCUGGGGAACGACAGUAUUCUUCUAUAUUGGACUGCAUCACUACAACGCUUAAAUACGAAGGUCCGAGGGCGUUCUUCAAAGGCGGUGCUUGCCGUAUGAUCGUUAUUGCUCCACUAUUCGGCAUCGCUCAAACCGUUUACUACCUCGGCAUUGCCGAACGAUUGCUCGGCUACCGAUAAACCAAAAAAAAAAACUUACAAAUCAGCCUGAAUGUCAGCUGUCCUCUUCCGACAGCCUAUGUACAACAGAGACAGCAAUCUUGCGGCUGGACUCGUUCCUUCCGCAAUAUAAAUUUAAGACAGCUUAUUUAUAUGUUUUUCAAUGUUAAAUCAAGAAAUGUUUAAGUGUGAUUUGGAUUAUUGUUAAAAGAGAAAGGCUAUGUGUUUUACUAUUC
Chilo suppressalis (striped riceborer) is the source of this 1340-nucleotide messenger RNA. The record is from the annotation of a GenBank genome assembly. NCBI's taxonomy places the organism in Eukaryota, Metazoa, Arthropoda, Insecta, Lepidoptera, Crambidae.